AUGGACUGCCCCGGCGUCUACUAUAUGUACGGGUUAUGCAGCGACCCGGGCUCGACACGUUUCAGCAGUCACUAUUUCAAUAUUUCAUCGAAGCAAGUUUCAAGCUCGACGACUACCCCCAAAACCACAACCUCUACCCCGACGUCGACGAAGCAGAGCGGUUUUAUAGAUCCUGCAACGUCGACAUCGACAACACCUGAACCCGCGGUAGGGACGGCAAAGUCAACGACCCCGGAUUGA
Messenger RNA from Aspergillus udagawae, 240 nucleotides. RefSeq lists its product as uncharacterized. The coding region runs from base 1 to 240 and encodes 79 amino acids. Lineage: Eukaryota; Fungi; Ascomycota; Eurotiomycetes; Eurotiales; Aspergillaceae. The record is from RefSeq and is a predicted model, not a curated record. The transcript has 3 exons.